AUGUCCUCAAAUAUUCAAGUUCAAGAAAAUAUUGAAAAAGAUACUUCAUUUGAUUACCCAUCACCAACUUUACCAUCAGUUUCAAAAACCCAAACAAAAGAAUCAUCAAUUGAAGUUAAAGUACCUCAACAACAUAAUUUUACCAAAGUUGGAAUUUUUAAACCUGCUAAAUUUAGUAGACAUAUCUUUACACAAUUAGAAAAUUUACAAAUUUCAAAAACUCAAUUUUUUAAAGAUUUAAAAAAUCAAUUAGAAUUAGAAAACCAAACUGGAUUAGAAGAUCAAUGCAAAGAUAAUAUUGACUUAUCUUAUAAUUUACAAUUCAAAUAUUUUACUGAAUUUAUCCAUGUUUUUCAUCCAAGUAGUGAUCCAAUUGCUAUUACUAAAGCUUUAGACACAAAUGCUUCAUUACAAUUAGAAUAUUUCAAUAAUUUUAAUCAUGUUUUCACUGAUAACACUAUUUACAACAAUAGAGAACAAUUACAAUAUCAAUAUUUUGCUGACUUUGUUCAUGUUUUAGAUCAUUUAAUUAACCCAGCUACAGCUACUUCAUCAGCAUCAUCAGCAUCAUCAGCAUCAACAUCAUCAAAUUUAAACAAUGCCCACAAAAUGGAAAAAGUCAUUCAAUUCAUUCACAACCCAAAAAAACCUGAUCAAAAGAGAUUAGGUAAAUUAGAAAAAUUUAAAAACCUCAUUACAUAUGGUGCAACCAAAGGUAAAGAAACGGAAAAUGUUUCAAAACACGUUGAAAAAUCAAUCUCACAAUUAUUUAGAAGAAAGUCAAGAAAAACUACCACCCCACCUCCAAAAUCUUGUUUAAAAAUAAAAAAUAAUCAAAAUUUUGACAUUGAGUACGCCAAAUGUUUACAAUCUGACUUAAUACCAGUUGAAGACUUACUUGAAGAAUAUAGAAAAAAAAUCAUUAAAAUACAAGCAAACAAAAAGAAGUAUGAAGAAGAGUUAUUUGAAAAACAAUUGGAACAAGUAAGACAACAUUAUUAUACAAUCGCAGGUGUUCCAAUACCACAACCAGAAGCUCAAAAUCCUGUACUUAGCAAUCAAGAAACUGAAGUUACACAAGUUCAUGAAAAAACUAUUAGUUCAAAUAACUUAUCUGAUGUUCGAUCAAGUUUACAAAUACCUGGUGACUCAAGAAAUUGUACCAUUGAGAGCAGAUUCAAUUCCGAAAUUUCACAAAAUUUAGAAAACUUAAUUUCUUUAGAAGACGAAUUUUUUAAGACUUUUGAUGAUUCAGCAAUUGAUGAAAAUAAAAUACCAUUAGAACCUAAAAUUGCAAACAAUACAAGUAUCACUGACGAUAACUCAAGCUCAAGUAAUGAAUAUGUCAACGAAGAUAUCAAAAUACCAGCUGAAUUACAAGAUUAUUUGUCGUCAAAUAUCAAUACAAGUUUUAUAACUAAAAUUAAACGUGCUGUCAUGAAUAGUGCAAAUAAAUUAAGAGGAAGUAAAAAUGCAAUACCACAACCAAUUAAUUCCGGUAUUAAAUCAUCAUGUGAAAACAACACAAGCUCAACUAAUGAAGAUGUUAAUGAAAAUAGCAAAAUACCUGCUGAAUUACAAGAAUAUUAUUUGUCAAAUAUCAAUACAAUUUUUAAAAAUAAAGCUAAAUGUGCUGUCAAGAAUAGUGCAAAUAAAUCUAGAGGGGUUAAAGAUGCAAAACAACCACCAAUAAAAUCGGGUAUUAAAUUAUCAUCUGAAAAUAACUCAAGCUCAACUAAUGAAGAUGUUAAUGAAAAUAGCAAAAUACCUGCUGAAUUACAAGAAUAUUAUUUGUCAAAUAUCAAUACAAUUUUUAAAAAUGAAGCUAAAUGUGCUGUCAAAGAUAGUGCAAAUAAAUCUAGACAGGGUAAAGAUGCAAAACAACCACCAAUAAAUUCGGGUAUUAAAUCAUCAUAUAAUAAAGUAGAUUUGCAAUUUGAAUAUUUCAAUGAUUUUGUUCAUCUUUUAGAUCAAAUUACUCAUUCAGCUACAGCUACUUCAUCAUCAGCAUCAGCAUCAUCAUCAUCAUCAUCAAAUUUGAACAAUGCUCCUCACAAAACAGAUAAAGUUAUUCAGUUUAUUCACAACCCAAUAAAACCUAAUCAAAAAAAUUUAGGUAAAUUAGAAAAAUUUAAAAACUUUUUGAAAUAUGGUUCAACUAAAGGUAAAGAAACAGAAAAUAUUCCAAAACAUAUUGAAAAAUACGUUUUAAAUAAAAUAAAAAUUGCAAAAACAACCAAUAAUAAUAUUGAUAUUUCAUCAAUUGCAGAAACAUUAAAACAAGAACAAUUAACUCAAGAAGAGCUAGAUUACUGCUUAUAUAAGAUAUAUUCAAGUGGUUGUAAAAAAUCAAAAUAUUUAAAAUUUAAAAAAAAAAAUAAAUAUAAAAAAGAACCUACAAUUAAAGGAUGUUUAAAAAACCGAAACAAUAGACAUCACAGUUUAGAAAAGAAAAGCUGUGAAGAAGCAGAUUCACAAACAAUACUAAAGUUCUUGACAGAAGUACUUAAUCGGGAAUAUAGAAAAUCAGAUCCAACUAACAAAAAAAACAUUGAAGAUACUCAAUUACAGCAAAUUCAAAAUUAUUAUGGUAAUGAUGUUGAAGUAUAUUUAGAACAAGAAAGAAUAAAUAAUAAAAAUAGAAGAAUUUUCAGAACUAAAUUAAAAAAAAAUUUAUCAAAAUAA
Lodderomyces jiufengensis is the source of this 2685-nucleotide messenger RNA. RefSeq lists its product as uncharacterized. The transcript has a single exon. Bases 1 to 2685 code for a protein of 894 amino acids. The record is from RefSeq and is a predicted model, not a curated record. NCBI's taxonomy places the organism in Eukaryota, Fungi, Ascomycota, Pichiomycetes, Serinales, Debaryomycetaceae.